This is a messenger RNA of Aedes aegypti (yellow fever mosquito), 5062 nucleotides long. RefSeq names its product GRIP and coiled-coil domain-containing protein 2 (gene GCC185). Bases 197 to 4756 code for a protein of 1519 amino acids. The record is from RefSeq and is a predicted model, not a curated record. The transcript is spliced from 5 exons. Lineage: Eukaryota; Metazoa; Arthropoda; Insecta; Diptera; Culicidae.
UGCAUCGCUGACUGGAUCGGUGCAUCAGUUUUGUUUUGUGAAAAGUAAAAGUGCAAAAAUCGUCACUCCGUCGUCAGCAAAAUUUUACGUUUUCCGUAAUAUUUACGCGAUUUUCCUAUUCAAACUAUUCCUAAACCAUGCACUAACAUCUGUAGUGUACGUUUCGAGUGUUGAAUCUUGAUUUCCAGCGUUGAAAAUGGACGGAAACGUCCCAUCCGAUCAGGAAUCGGUCGCUUCCGGUGGAUCCGGCACCGCCAAGAAGGGUCCGGCGAGUCCGUUCGAUAACCUCAGCCGGGAGGAUCUGGUCAAGAAGUGUCGCGGUUUGCUGGGAAUCGCCCAGAAGGCAAAACAGGCAAAGGAUGAAUGCCUGGAAGAGAACCGGAUGCUGAAGGAGCAGCUGUCGCAGGCGGAGACGCAAAAGGCAGCCGAUAAGGAUUGUCUGAAGGCCAUGCAGGAAAUGGUGGGUUCACUGACGGAACAGAAGCUUAGCGCGGCCAUGAGGGUGGAUGAGCUGGAAAAGGCGGUGGCAGGUUUGAGGCGGGAAAUCGAUGGCGCUGCCCUGCUAAGGGAUCAACUGGAUAAACUAUCGGUAGAGAACGAAGCCUUUCAGAGGCAGAUCAAACGACUGACGGAUGAGAAUGAGGAACUGCUGACGGAUUUGUCCUCGAUGGAAGCGAAGAUGAAGGAGCUGGGGGAAGAGAAGGACAAGGUAAAUACCAGCAAGAUAGCUUUAGAGCAGGAAUUGCUCAAGGCUAAGAACGAAACGGCACUGUCCGGAAAGGAAGAGAAGCUUAUACGAAAGCUUAAGCUGUACAAGAACAAAGUGCAGGAGAUAUCUGCAAAGGUUCUGCUGCUGAAAUCAGACCGAAAAAUCCUGAUGAAAACCGUGAAGGAUUACUCGGAGCAGGUUCCCAAGUGGCAGCGGGAAUUGCUGAAGGCGUCAGACGUGUUGUUCACCCGAAUUCAAACGCUGGAAAGGGAAAACGCCGCAUUGAAAAAGGCAAACGCAGAAAGCGCGAAUCAAAAGGAUGUUCAAGAACGAGAAAAUGAGUUGGAAAACAAGUUGCAGGAAAUGAUUACCGAGAAGGUAGCACUGGAAACUAGUAUCGUGGAUAAGCAAAAAGUCAUAGAAGACAUUGAAACCAAGAAUAGUAAUCUGAAUACGGUCAUUGUGCAAAUGGAGGAAAGACUGCGACAGGAAGAGGUAGAACAUCAGAAGCUUCAGACAGAACAUCAAAAACUUUCGGAAGAGUUGGAUCGCUUGAGUGCUGAGUCAACAAAAGAUCAAUCCGAGUUGCAACAGCAAAUCGACGAUGUUCGAGAGAGAUUUGCCCAACAGACAGAGGAGCUUGAAAUCAAAAAUAGCCAGCUAUCGGAAUAUGAGCGAAAGCUACAUCGUGAAGAAGAGGACAAUGAAAAAGUUGCAAGACUGCAAAAAUCACUUACUGAGACUCAUGAGACCCUUUCAGAGAAGGAUAGUCAUCUACAGCAACUCCAGGAGAAAUUGCAGGAGUCUGUUUUAAAGCUGGAAGAUCUGCAGGCGCGGUACGACAACCUGCAAGCAUUAAAUGAUGAAAAUUUGACCGAUAAAGCAGAGCUCCAAGCAGAGCUCGAGCGCCUCGAGGUGAGCAAUCGUGAUCUACAAGAUCGGUUGCAAGAAGCUGAAUCGACUACUAAACAGCUUGCCGAAAUGAUUGAGCAACUCAAGGCGGACUCUGCACAAGUGGCGGCGAAAUUCGUUGACUUCAAAGAACAGAACAAGAAAGAGUUUGCCGACGACAAAAACCGCGAGGAACUUCAAAGUUCUCUUUCAAAAGCUGAGCAUGCGCUCUCGAGUAAGGAAAAUGAACUGCAGCAAGUUCAAGCUCAAGACGAAGCUCUGAAAGCGGAAAUCAAAAACCUUCAGAAGCGUAUUUUGGACGGAGAGGAAACCGAAGAAAUCGAACUACUUCAAAAAAGUAUAUCGGAGGCUUAUGACCAAUUAGAUUCAAAAGAUGCAGAAUUGUUACAGUUUGAACAGAAACUCCGCCAGGAAGCUGAACAGAACGAGAAAGAACGUAACGCGAUCGCUGAGCUUCACAGUUUGAUUGCAGACAAAGAUGGAAAGCUCCAGGAAUCGAUCUCCUCCUUAGAGGCCAUCCAAGGCCGACACGACGUUCUUGUGGCACAAAACCAACAACUACAAACCACAAACGACGCCCUAUUCGAUGAAAACUGCACCCUCAAAUCAGACCUUCAAACCGUACAGUCCAAACUGGAGCUGGUCAAGCUGGAAAACAGCGACCUUUUGUCGGAACUCAAAGAAAUCAACGAAAUCCUGAAGGAACGCGGAGGCGUAAUCUCGCUUCAGCUGUCGAAAAUAUCUGAACUGGAAUCCCAGAAAGCAGCCCUCCAGCAGAACUCCCCGGACAUUGACGAACUCAAGCAACGUACCCAAGACCUGGAACGUCAACUCGCCGAAAAGGAAGCCGAACUGAGAGAUCGGGACCGCAGUUUCGACGCCCAGAGCGACGUCAUGUCCACUUCGACGAUUUCCCGUGCUGAGGAAUCAGCGCGGAUGCGAGACGUGGACGACAGUUUCGAGGAGAAGUACAACAAGUUGCGCUCGUUGGCAGUGAAGCUGAAGAAGAAGGUCGCCGAACAGACUCUACAGCUGCAAAAGUUCGAGAAAGAGCGUGAAACACUGACCAGCGAGAAGAAUUUGCAAUCUCUACAGGCAGAAUACGACCGGGUGUUGGAUCAAUUGGAAGCGGAACGCCAAGGCACUCAACAGAAGCAAGCUGAACUGAGCGAGUUGAAGGAACGGCUCGAGAAGCAACAGCAGGAGAUUGAAACGCUCAAUCAGGUGCGCACCGAACUAGACAAUAGCAGCAAGAAGGACAAGUCAUCACUGGAGACGACGAUUCGGGAGUACCGAGAGCAGUUGCAGAACUUGAAACGCGAAAAGGAGGCGUUCAAUCUGGCGAAGAAGGAGAUCGAUUCGGAGAAUCAGAAGCUGAAGGCGACGCUCAAAGCCAAGGAGAAGCAGCUGAAUGACGAAUUGGAAGCGCAGAAAGAGCUGAAAGCGGAGGUUGAAAAGUGUCGUCUGGCGGCCAAGAAAGCCAACGUUUUGAACUUGGAGAUGGAAGCGUAUGAAAAGUCGUUGGCUGAGCUGAAUAAGAAGCUGGAAAUGAAAAAGGUACACGAGAAGGAGUUAGAAGGGACAAUCGAAGUUCAAGAGGGAACCAUCAAGAGCCUGAAGAGUCAGCUGACGCUGCUGGAACAGAGCAUGAACGCGGAGAGAAGCCACUCGCUAGAGUUGAAGAAGAACGUGGACAUGCAGCAGGAAAAGCUAAGGAUCAGCGAACACCAACGAGGGGAAAUCAAUGUGGAAUUGGCCCAACUUAAGGUGGAAUACGAGCGAAUCAAACUGGAGAUGGAGUCGAAUCGAGUGGAACUGAGCGAAGCAGUCACCGAGAAGGAAAAGACAAACAAUCUGAUGGAAUCGGAGAAGAGCAAAUUACUGAAGCAGAUUUAUGCUUUGGAGUGCGACGCUGAGGAGUUAAAGUCAAAAUUAAAGGAAAAAUCGCAAGAAGUAGAAGACGUUCGAACGGAAUUCGCCAGCUACAAGAUCCGGGCGCAGUCAGUUCUGAGGCAAAACCAGAACAAAGAAGGCGGUAAGGAACGGGAGCUUCAGGAAGAGGUCCAAACCCUCCAGAAGUCCCUCGAGCUGUCUCAACUGAAGAUGCAAACUUGUUCACAGCAAAUCUCCGAACUGAGCAAAUCUUGCGAUGAGCUGCGAGAAGACAAAACGAGACUUCAAAACCGUUGCAAAGAGCUUCACGAUCUUCUCGAGGAAUCUCGUCUUCAAAACGAAUCCCUCAUGGAAGAAAGCCGUCGCUCAAACCUCAACCACCAGGAAGCCCUGAAAACGCAACGCCUUCAAAACGAAACCCUCAUCAGCUGCUACAAAAAGCAGAUCGAAGACCUUCAGGAGCAACAUUCCAAGGAAGUGGCAAACCUUCAAUCUCGCAUCUCCCAAGCCUCCAUUCAUCAUCUCUCGGACACUUCCAGCGACUCCCGCAACAACAACCAUUCCAUCACAGCCGCCAGCGCCGGUUUUGGCUUAUUCCGCGGCCAGCACAUAUCCGACGAGCAGAAAAUCAACCUUCUCCUGAUGGAGCGUGAGGACGGUGAAGGUUCCGAAAGCACCUCCUCGCACCCCCAGAACCUCCCGUCCGCAACGCGACGGAAAUCCUCUAACUCUAGUCAACCGCCUCAACAGCAACGCACCCGUUCCAAUCGGGACCUGAUCCCGCUGGACGAACUGCUGAACUCAUCCUUCGACGACGGUUCCACCGUUUUCGAGGCAGAUUCGGUGGCGGACCAUUCGGCCUCGGGAUCCCCAACCGUGGAACUGCAGCACACCAAAGACAAGCUGACCAAGCAGGAGAGCCGGGUUCGGCACCUGACGGCCCUGUUGGCCGAAGCCGAGCAGGAUCUGGCCAAGCUGACGCAGCUGAACGAGCUGCUCAAGGAGGAAGUCCGAAGGCACGAGCGGGCCAUCGAACGGGAGAAACACGUACAUAACUCGGAGUAUCUGAAGAAUGUGAUAUUUAAGUUCUUAACCCUUAACAGUGGCGACGAGAAGUCACACCUGGUUCCUGUGUUGAACACAAUUCUUAGGCUAAGCCCGGAGGAAACGCAGAAGUUGAACAAUGUGGCGAGAGGUACUGAUGGUGGUGGACGCGGCUGGACCGGUAUACUUUGGAACUAGUACCGUCGUACGCUUAAGGUAAGUUUAGCGUAACGGAUCUUCGACGUUAUUCCGUUCAGAUUUUCUGAAUAUUUAGCGUUCCAUAAUUUCAUCGAUAACUUUUAAUUGAUGGGAGUUUUACAAUGGAUAGCUAGUGAUACACUGUUUUACCCAUAGAUUUAUAAAGACGGCACAGUUCUAACUUGAUUUCUUAUUUAAUGAGGCCCAAUAGUGCUAUACGGAUAGAUAACCAUGCAAAUUACGAAGAAGAGUAUUAGAUUAGGGAUACAAAUGAGGAAUAAUAUAUGAAGUUAUCUGAUGAUUUUA